Chenopodium quinoa (quinoa) is the source of this 807-nucleotide messenger RNA. RefSeq lists its product as uncharacterized. The transcript has a single exon. Bases 1 to 807 code for a protein of 268 amino acids. The record is from RefSeq and is a predicted model, not a curated record. Lineage: Eukaryota; Viridiplantae; Streptophyta; Magnoliopsida; Caryophyllales; Amaranthaceae.
AUGAAUUCUGUGCAAAAGCCUUCCCAAUUCCCACCACUCAUCCCACCGGAGGCCUCUGACCAGGUGGCUCAUUCCAACAAAAAGACAAAACGAAAAAUCACCCAUGAAAUUUUCAAUAGGAAUGAGAAUGAAGGAAACCCUGAUAUGGAGAUUGAUUUGGGAACCCAACAACCAGGUUUGGGGAUGCAAGGAGAUCCAAAUAACCAUGGAAAGGCUGCAACCAUGGUAGACAAAUAUCAAAGAUCUUUUAGAGACAUGUUGAGGGAUACUCAAUUGGAAGCAAUGGCUGCUAAUAACAUUCAGCUGUCUAAUGAUGAAGAUGUUGUUUUGGACGAUGAUGAGCCACUGGAAGACUUUGUGGGAAAUGAUAGGUGCCCUGUCAUUUUACUCACAAAAGAAGAGAAGAAGGCUAUGCGUCGCCCCUGGAGAAAUAUCCUCAUCAUUCGUAUGUUUGAUGGUAGUCUGGGGUACAUCGGAUUAAUGAAGAGAUUAAAAAGAAAAUGGCAAUUGAAGGGAGAAAUGUCUCUUACAGACAUUGGGUGCAAAUACUUCAUUGCUAGGUUCAAUAAUCAAGAGGAUUAUAACUUUGUGUUAACUCAAGGUCCCUGGUUGAUUGAUGAUAAGUAUUUAACCAUUCGUAAAUGGACUCCUAAUUUCAUACCAGAAGAAGCUUCCAUUAAAGUCUUGACAGCUUGGGUCCGGACACUGAACUUGUCUGUUGAAUACUUUGAUAAAGAGUUACUCAAGAAAAUUGGUGCCAAGAUUGGUAAGGUUAUUAGGGUGGAUAAAUCUACUGCAUUAUGCUGA